UUGCCACCAACAAGGAAGGUCAUUGGCAUGCAAAAUCAUUGCGUGUAUUCUGCUGAACAAAUGAUGGGAAUGUUCUGCUGAACAAAUGUCGAAGAGCAUGGAGAUGAGGAAAACAAAAGCAUUGUUCAUCAGCUUUUCUGCUGAAACCAAUGCAUGCAAAUCUUUUCGAGUAAAACAGUAUGAACGUAGGAAAGUUGAUAGUUAUAUUUUCAAUAGGAUUAUUAACACAAUGUUCUGUUAUCCUAGCAGAUUGUGAGAACCAGAUCUGCAAACUUGGAUAUGAGUUUUGUGAAACCGGAAAACAAGUGUGUCGACAAUGUUCCGAUUUUAAAGAUUUCUGCUGGGUAGAUAACAAGCAUAUUUCCAACUGCUCGUCAUACUGUAAUAAAGAAACAUUGAGUCCCACCAGCUGUAAAGAAAGUUCAUUCAUAUGGCUGUAUCCAACAUUGAUAGGAUUGGCUGUAUUUUCUGCAGUGGCUAUAGUAUGUUCUUGUCUUAUAUACCAGAACCUGAAAUUGCGUCGAAAGAUGAAAAUGGAUGAUUCAAGGUCCUCUACUGAGAUAGACGCUUCAUCUGAAGAAGAAACAGACUUGCUGAAGAAAAGUCAUGAAGACUUGACGGUUGUUCGUCUACAGGAGAUUCAUGUGGACAAUGAUAUCGGGCUUCAUUCACGAGCAGAUUUGUAUGGCUUUGUACCUCCAAUUUUAACGGCAACAGCUGGUUGUCAAGAAACUGGAGACAUGGCAAUCAGUGGCAGAUAGAAAAUAUCUAUUUAUAGAUGAACGGUUUGAAUUGUAAAAACAUAGGGUAUACAUCCUAUAUUCACAUGUAUUUGUAAAUAUUUAGUUUUUCUGUGUAAAUGUAUAUAUAUGGAGCGUUAGUUCUUAAUUGUAGCAAGGAAUGUUUUGUUUGUGUUGGAAAAUUGUAUAAUCUGAUAUAUGUACUGUAUUCAUGCUUCGCUUAUAAGUAAGGCUUCGAAUUUAGAUACAAAGCAAGGACAUAGGAUCUGUAUAUAUUUAAUCAGAUAUUUAUUUCUUUGAAAGCUUGUGCUUUCAUAGGACUUUUUAACAUGUUUGCAAAAUACCAUUUAUAUUGUGAUUGAAUCGUAGUAAUUCUAAUUUAUAGGGUUUUGAAAGGAAGGUAAUUACAAUUUUUUAUGUAGUACAUAUUAAAAAAAAAAACAUCCAUUGAACACUCUAGUCAUAAACUUCAAAUAUAGGGUGCACAUAUAUCUUUUAAAUCUGUUUUGAAAAGUAGAUCCUUAGAGGUUAAGAUCACAUAUCAAAAUUCACCCAAUGUAUCGAACAAUAAGGUAGCAAAUGUUGCUUAGUAUUUAAAACACCCAUUAAAUUGCUAUUGUACUUUGUGUGCAUACUUGAUGUCUUUUGUACUCACCAUUUACUUCAAAGGUAUGCAAUAGACAUUUGCAUAUUCAUAAUUUUGAGGUACAAACCACAAAAGUGCUUUCCAUUUGGUAUCUUUUACAUUUGAAACAAUCUAUGUGUAUGCUUGUAUGACAUGUAUGAAUAACAUGAAUAAGACAGGUUAUUGUGAAAUAUAACAUUAAAUUGCUAAUUACUUUGUUAGAUAAGUCAUUUAUGUUUUCUACAAAUCUUGGGAUUUUUCCUUUGUAAAAAUGACCUCACAAAAUUCAAUGCAGUACAUUCAUAUACAUGAUUAUAGAUAUGUAUAAAUGUAUUGCUGUCAUCUAAACGUAACAAUCUAAAUGUUCGUAGCUCAUGGCUUUAGCACACAGGAAAUGUGAUUUAAUUUUCUGCGUGUGGGUGGGAGGAGUAUUUUGAAAAUGGUUAUCCCAGCAUGGUAAGAGCUGAAAAAUAUAACUUCUCACAUUAUAGGAUGAAAAUUAAUGUUUUGAAACCAUUAAUAUCGCCUUGUACAUUGAUGUAGAUACAGUCUAGAUAUCCCCCACUUCCCUCCCCCUACUCCCAAUUCCCCCUAAAUCCAAGACGAAAAUUGUUCAAAAAACCUCUUGAGUGUAUCUUCAUUUUACUCACUCUUACCCCCCUUCCUGCCCCUGACUCUGGCUUCCCGUCCCCUUAUAAACAUGUCCCUUUACCCCAUUCCAUCCCUUGCUGAUAUUUUAGCAAAAUUCCCCAUGGUUUUCAAUACAUAUCAAACAGGAAAACGAUUUUACGUUUCCGAGUUGUGGGGUUUUAGUCAUCAAAAUAUGGAGGAUUUUCCAGGUUUUCGGAAAAUAACUCAAAAUUGCAUUUAGCAGUUAUCAUGAA
This is a messenger RNA of Mytilus trossulus (common blue mussel), 2249 nucleotides long. RefSeq lists its product as uncharacterized. The transcript has 5 exons. The record is from RefSeq and is a predicted model, not a curated record. NCBI's taxonomy places the organism in Eukaryota, Metazoa, Mollusca, Bivalvia, Mytilida, Mytilidae. Bases 180 to 761 code for a protein of 193 amino acids.